CGUAGUCACGUGAUCGCCGCGUUGAGGCCUGGUGGCGGUGCAGGCUUGGGACUAGCCUGAGAUUCGCCUCGGUUACCCAAACCCUCGGCACUUAAAUCGACGCCUUCGUCGUCGUUAUUUGUCGUUUUACUUCGUUUUGUUUUACCUCCAGCAUGGCCAUGCCCUCGCUGACGAGCCAUGGGCCGCGGCCCGUGCCCAUUCAGUCGACGGCGGGAGCCGUGCCCGUGUACAACGAGAAGGGCGAGCUCUCCAUGGAGAAAGUGAAAGUGAAGCGCUACAUCUCGGGCAAACGGCCCGACUAUGCUCCCAUGGAGUCGUCCGACGAAGAGGAGGGGGAGGACGACUUCAAGCUGCGGCGCCUCCCCAAGGAGGCGGAUCGCGAUGCGGAGCGCGACCCCCCAGCGCUGCUCUCCUCCUCCUCCUCUUCCACCGCGGCCAACGACGCUCGACUCAAGCGGCUGCAGGCGCGGCAGCUGGAGGACGACGUGGAGGAGAGGCUGGCCCGGCACCGGCAGAUCGUCGAGCCGGAGGUGUUGGAAGAGGAGGAAGAUGACGACGAUGACGACGAUGAUGAUGACGAUAGGAGAAUCCCUCUCGCCGACCGAGAGGACACAAGCGAGGAAGAGGAGGAGGAGAUUGAUGACGAGGAGAUCGAGCGGCGGCGCACCCUGAUGCGGGAGCGAGCCAAGGAGCGCGAGGAUGACGAGACGGAGCUGCUGGACGUGGAGGACGAGGCGAAGUCGGGCGGCGAGUCGGGCUCCGAGUCGGAGUACGAGGAGUACACGGACAGCGAGGAGGAGGCCGAGCCGCUACUGAAGCCCGUCUUCAUCCGCAAGAAGGAGCGCCUCACUGUGCAGGAGAAGGAGCUGCAGACCCAGAAACAGAAGGAGCAGGAGGCAGAGAACAAGCGCGUGGUGGAGGAGCGGCGCAAGUACUCGCUCAAGAUUGUGGAGGAGGAGGCGCGGCGCGAGUUCGAGGAGAACCGGCGCACGCUGGCGGCGCUCGACACCAUCGACACGGACAACGAGAACGACGAGGAGGAGUACGAGACGUGGAAGGUCCGCGAGCUGAAGCGCGUCAAGCGGGACCGCGAGGAGCGCGAGGCCGCUGAGAAGGACAAGCUGGAGCUGGACCGCAUGCACACCAUGACGGAGGAGGAGCGGCGGGCGGAGCUGCGCGCCAACCCCAAGGUUAUCACCAAUCGCGUGUCCAAGGGCAAGUACAAGUUCCUGCAGAAGUACUACCACCGCGGAGCCUUCUUCAUGGACGAAGAGGAGAACGUGUACAAGCGAGACUUCACGGAGCCCACUCUUGAGGAUCACUUUGACAAGACCAUCCUGCCCAAAGUCAUGCAGGUCAAGAACUUUGGCCGCUCAGGCCGCACCAAGUACACUCACCUGGUGGACCAGGACACCACGGCCUUCGACUCGGCCUGGGCCCAGGACAACGCGCAGAACACCAAGUUCUACAAGCAGAAGGCAGCCGGCGUGCGUGACAUUUUCGAUCGGCCGGCCGUCAAGAAGCGCAAGACGGCGACGUGACGGCAUGGCCGCUGUUGUUGACGCCGUUGGCUGCGUUCCCCUCGCCCCGUCGGAGUUCCCUUGUCCCACCACGAGUGACGAGAGAAUACACGCAAGUGUGUGUGUGUGUGUAUGUCUUUGUUGGUGUGCGCAUACGUGCGUGUGUCUCGUGUGCGAGGGUGUGCGGGUGUUUGUGUGGCUGGAGCGGUAGUGUCGUGGUUUGCACGUUGCAUUGCUCCGAACCUGUCUUGUGUGGUAGCGAGAGUGUGUGUGUAUGCGUGCACGGACGUGUGUGCGAGUUUGUAUGCGUGUGGAGUGUGUACGCAAGUGUGUGUGUGUGUGAACUGAACGUAUGCGCAUACGUCUGUGUACGCGAGUGUGUGCGUGGGUAUACGUGUGUGUGUUGGCGAGUGCGUGCGUUGGCAAGUGCGUGCGUGUCCGUGUGUUAGCAAGUGCGUGUGUAUACGUG
Messenger RNA from Petromyzon marinus (sea lamprey), 1989 nucleotides. RefSeq names its product microfibril associated protein 1 (gene MFAP1). The record is from RefSeq and is a predicted model, not a curated record. NCBI's taxonomy places the organism in Eukaryota, Metazoa, Chordata, Hyperoartia, Petromyzontiformes, Petromyzontidae.